Molecule: messenger RNA, 4260 nt
Organism: Opisthocomus hoazin
Lineage: Eukaryota; Metazoa; Chordata; Aves; Opisthocomiformes; Opisthocomidae
Source: RefSeq, a predicted model, not a curated record
AUGAAUUCCAGUGAAUUUUCGGGAUCGUUGGACCCCCUGUCCUUGCCUGACAAACCACUUAUUGGUGAUCUCCCUGCUGACAUGGAGUUUGGGGAAGAUCUCCUGGGCUCACAAACAGCUUCUACCCAGGAAGUUUCAGUUCAUCAGCCCCCUGACUGGGAUCCGUCCAAGAAAAUGACUGCAGAUGGGGAGUUGGAUGUUGUAGUAAAAGCAGACAGCCUGUCUGAACUAAACAAAUCAAACGAUGUUGUUCUAGAUAAACCUAGUGUCUUGGAUAUGCUGGAGAAACCUGAUGUCUUAGAUGACUUGGAUAAAACUGCUGACUUGAUGGAACUAGGUAAAUCUGAGGGUCUGGGUGGGCUGCAUAAGGCACAUCCUACCCAGGAUGUGGAGGAUGGACCAGUGGACUCCUCUGCCCUCUUUAGAGAAGCCCUUGUUCCAGAAACAUGGAAAGAAGGGGAAGAUGCACCAAAAAAUGAUUCUGGGGACCUAAAAGGAGAUGGUGCUGCUGCUAUUCCUGCACUGUCUGAUGACAAUGCCCCUGAAUCGCCCCAACAGCCUGUUCCUGACUCUGGAGACCUCAGCAGUGCCCCAGCCACAGAAGAAAUCACAGCACAGUCCUCAAAUCCACCAGUGCCCCCUCCACAGCUCAGUCUUAAACAGACAAAGAAGACAAGGUUGAAGGCACCGAGGAAGAGCUCACCCAUGCAGAGGGAAGGUCUGGCAGGGGAAGCAGAGGUAGAACUGAGCCCGGACAACGGUACUGCAGCUUUGCCCCCUGAGCCCACAGAGGAAAUCCAGACAGGGGAAGGGGAUGAUAGUGGGAACAACUCGCUUAAAGAAAGUAAUGUACUGAAAGCACAGGAAGCCUCAUCACGAGCAGGAGAAGGCCAGUCUGGGAAGGGAAGUGAGCUGCCAACUGAGAAGGAGCAGAAAAGAAGUGAACGAGCCAGAAGAUCAGAAACUGCCAGGCCUGAAACUGUGAACUCCUCUGAGAGCAUUCCAGUGUCUGAUGAGGACUCUGAUGCAAUGGUGGAUGAUCCCAAUGAUGAGGAUUUUGUUCCUUUUCGUACCCGACGCUCAACUCGCAUGUCUUUACGCACUCAGAUGGCUCAGCGAGCUGCCCGCUCUACUGUCACCAAGAUGACUUGUGCCAACUGCCGGACCCCACUGCAGAAGGGCCAAACUGCCUACCAGCGUAAAGGGCUCCCUCAGCUCUUCUGCUCCAGCUCAUGUCUCACCACCUUCUCAAAAAAACCACCUGGCAAGAAGAUAUGCACCUUCUGUAAAAAGGAGAUCUGGAACACCAAGGACUCUGUGGUCGCCCAGAUCGGUUCAGGUGGCUCUUUCCACGAGUUCUGCACCUCUGUCUGCCUCUCCCUCUACGAGGCCCAGCAACACAGACCAGCACCUCAGUCUGCAGAUGCCUCGGACACCAGCCGCUGCAGCCCCUGCCACAAACCUGGCGAGAUCCAGCAUGAGGUCAGCAAUGGGAACGUGGUUCACCGCAUCUGCAGCGAUGCCUGCUUCACCAAGUUCCGGGCCACCAAGGGGCUGAAAACUAACUGCUGUGACAACUGUGGACUUUACAUCUACAACAAGGGCUUGCCCCUGGAGUACCUCUUCCAUGAAGGCCAGCAAAAACGAUUCUGCAACUCUGCCUGUCUCAACAGUUACAAGAAGAAGAACACUCGGGUCUACCCGUGCAUGUGGUGUAAGACGCUGUGCAAGAACUUUGACAUGCUGCCCAACGUGGAUCGCAGUGGCAAGAUGGGCCUGUUCUGCUCCAUUUGCUGCACUACCUCCCACAAAGUGAAGCAGUCAGGCUUGGUUGGUCCCCCUAGACCCUGCAGCUUCUGCAGAAAGAGUUUAUCUGAACCCUGCUAUUACAACAAGACAGACCGGGUUGUCUACCAGUUCUGCAGCCCCAGCUGCUGGACCAAAUUCCAGCGCACCAGCCCAGAAGGUGGGAUCCACCUCAGCUGCCAUUACUGCCACAAUCUUUUCAGCGGGAAGCCGGAGAUCCUAGACUGGCAGGACAAGGUGUAUCAGUUCUGCUGCAAGGACUGUUGUGAGGACUUCAAGCGGCUGCGUGGGGUGGUGUCUCAGUGUGAGCACUGCAAGCAGGAGAAGCUGCUGCAUGAGAAGAUCCGCUUCUCUGGAGUGGAGAAGAACUUCUGCAGCGAAGGGUGUGUGCUUCUUUACAAACAGGAUUUCACCAAGAACCUGGGCCUGUGCUGCAUCACCUGCACCUACUGUUCUCAGACCUGCCAGCGGGCGGUCACCGAGCAGCUGGAGGGCAGCACCUGGGACUUCUGUAGUGAAGACUGCAAAAGCAAAUACUUGCUCUGGUACUUCAAGGCAGCUCGGUGCCAUGCCUGCAAGCGUCAGGGGAAGCUGCUGGAAACCAUCCACUGGCGGGGGCAAAUCAAACACUUCUGCAACCAGCAGUGUCUGCUGCGAUUUUACAAUCGGGAGGUGGAAGCUUCUUGCCUGGGACUGGAUGAGACGCUAGGGAACAAUCCUGCACUGGCCCUUGGUCAGACUUCAGAGCCAAAACCACCUGCCCCUUCCCCACAGAAGGCAGAGACCAACAUGCUUUCAGCAAAGACGUCCUCAGCCCAGAUAUCUCCAUCCGCACCACCUCCCCCGCCCCCUCCAGUUCCAGCCACCCCUCGGAAAAACAAAGCUGCCAUGUGUAAACCACUGAUGCAGAACCGGGGCGUUUCCUGCAAGAUGGAAAUGAAGUCCAAAGGAUGUCAGACAGAGGCUGACUGGAAGCCCCAGGUGAUUGUGUUGCCAAUCCCCGUCCCGAUCUUCGUGCCUGUGCCUAUGCAUAUGUACUGCCAGAAAGUACCUGUGCCUUUCUCCAUGCCUGUCCCGGUGCCUGUGCCAAUGUUCCUGCCCACCACGCUGGAGAGCACAGAUAAGAUUGUGGAGACCAUUGAGGAGCUGAAGGUGAAGAUCCCAUCCAAUCCUCUGGAGGCUGACAUCCUGGCCAUGGCAGAGAUGAUUGCAGAGGCUGAGGAACUGGACAAGGCCUCCUCAGACCUGUGUGACCUGGUGAGUAACCAGAGUGCAGAGGGUCUCUUGGAGGACUGUGAUCUGUUUGGACCAGCACGGGACGAUGUGUUGGCUAUGGCCGUCAAGAUGGCAAAUGUCCUUGAUGAGCCGGGCCAGGACCUGGAGGCUGACUUUCCUAAGAACCCUCUAGACAUCAACCCCAGUGUGGACUUCCUCUUUGACUGCGGGCUGGUGGGACCAGAUGAUGUGUCCGCAGAGCAAGAUCUGCCUCGUGCUGUCCGAAAGGGACAGAAGCGUCUGGUGCUCUCUGAAAGCUGUUCCCGGGACUCAAUGAGCAGCCAGCCCAGCUGCACAGUGCUGAACUACUCAUACGGUGUGAAUGCGUGGAAGUCCUGGGUGCAAGCCAAGUAUGCAGGGGGAGAGACCAGUAAGGGAGAGGAGCUACGCUUUGGCCCCAAGCCCAUGAGGAUCAAGGAAGACAUCUUGGCCUGCACAGCAGCUGAACUCAACUACGGACUGGCCCAGUUUGUCAAGGAGAUAACACGGCCCAAUGGGGAGCGCUAUGAACCGGAUAGCAUCUAUUACCUCUGUCUUGGCAUCCAGCAGUACCUGCUCGAGAACAAUCGUAUGGUGAAUAUAUUUACAGACCUUUACUACCUGACCUUCGUGCAGGAGCUGAACAAGUCCCUGAGUGGCUGGCAACCCACAAUCUUACCAAAUAACACAGUUUUCUCACGUGUUGAGGAGGAGCACCUCUGGGAAUGCAAGCAGCUGGGCGUUUACUCACCUUUCGUGCUCCUCAACACCCUCAUGUUCUUCAACACCAAGUUUUUUGGGCUGCAGACAGCAGAGGAGCACAUGCAGCUGUCCUUCACCAAUGUGGUGCGCCAGUCCCGCAAAUGCACCACGGCCCGAGGCGUGACAAAGGUGGUGAGCAUCCGCUACUACGCUCCUGCCAAGCAGAAAAAAGGCCGAGAUGGCAGCUCUGGAAAACGGAAGCGUGAGGAGGAGGUACCAGUGCUGGAGCAGCGGGAGAACAGGAUGAACCCACUCCGAUGCCCUGUCAAAUUCUAUGAGUUUUAUCUCUCCAAAUGUCCCGAGAGUCUUCGGAACCGCAAUGAUGUCUUCUACCUGCAACCUGAACGGUCGUGCAUUGCUGAGUCCCGCAUCCUGGCCGUGAGGGAGAUCUACGAGGAGCACAGUCGGCUCAGUGGCCUGGAGGACGACAUGGACUAA